GGUCGACACUGUCCAGACACUGUCGUCAGUCGUCGUGUGUUUUCUCCGUUUUCUCUAAAAAAAAAAUAUAAUUUUAACACGUUUUUCACGAUACUAAAGCAGAAAAAUGAGAAUUGAAACGUGUUAUUUUUGUUCGUCGAGAGUUUAUCCCGGACAUGGAAUUCAAUUUGUUCGCAAUGACUGCAAAAUUUUCAAAUUUUGCCGAUCGAAAUGUCACGCGGCCUUCAAGAAGAAGAAGAAUCCAAGAAAGGUGAAAUGGACAAAGGCCUACAGAAAAACAGCCGGCAAAGAAUUGGCAAUUGAUCCGACAUUUGAAUUUGAAAAGAGGCGAAAUAUUCCAUUGAAAUAUAAUCGUGAAAUUUGGUCCAAGACAAUUGAGGCAAUGAAGAAAGUUGAAGUGAUUCGACAGAGGAGACAAAAUACACACAUUAUGCAAAGAUUGCGCGUUGGACGUGAAGUUGAGAGGGAGAAGAAUAUUAAGCAAGUGCAAAGAAAUAUUUCGUUGAUUCGUUCGCCAGCGGCCGGUCUCAAGGAGCGUAAAAAAUUGGAGGAAUCGAUGGAGACUGACGAUGAGGAAAAUGAUAAUGAUAAUGACAAUGACAAUAGUAUCGUUGAUGAACAACUCGUCGAGGAAAUUGACAUUACAAAAGCGCAGAAAAAUAUUUCCUUCAAUAAAUCGCCAAUUGCCAAGCAAAAGAAACAAAAGGGAAAAUCGAAACAGAAAAUUCAAGACGAGGAAAUGCUUCUCGAAGAAAAUUAACGUCUUGUGCGAUAAUACAAAAUUAUAAUAAUUAAAAGUUUGAGUGAUAAUUAAAAAAUUUUUUUUUAUUGAUAAUUAUAAAAUUUUUUUUUAUUGAUAAUUAUAAAAUUUUUUUUAUUGAUAAUUAUAAUAUAAUAAUUAGAAUUUGACAAUUAUUACCGAUUUCGAAGUAUUUUCGAAGAAAAGAACGAUUAUUGCAAAGUUGUGUAUAUACCUUAACGUAAGAAUUAUUUUUUCUCUCUUCAAGAAAUUGUGUAUUUUUAGAGUUAAUAAAAACUAAUUUCGAAA
Messenger RNA from Leptopilina heterotoma, 1048 nucleotides. RefSeq names its product probable ribosome biogenesis protein RLP24 (gene RpL24-like). The coding region runs from base 107 to 760 and encodes 217 amino acids. Gene Ontology annotation, biological process: ribosomal large subunit biogenesis. The record is from RefSeq and is a predicted model, not a curated record. Gene Ontology annotation, cellular component: nucleolus. Lineage: Eukaryota; Metazoa; Arthropoda; Insecta; Hymenoptera; Figitidae. The transcript is spliced from 2 exons.